Molecule: messenger RNA, 1824 nt
Organism: Rhipicephalus microplus (southern cattle tick)
Lineage: Eukaryota; Metazoa; Arthropoda; Arachnida; Ixodida; Ixodidae
Biological process (GO): G protein-coupled receptor signaling pathway; cell surface receptor signaling pathway
Cellular component (GO): membrane
Molecular function (GO): G protein-coupled receptor activity
Source: RefSeq, a predicted model, not a curated record
AUGGAAGCCGAGAGCAUGUGCAAGCUUUACUUGGAACCUGUUUUACUAAAGCAAACCAGCAAAACAUACAAAAACGUGUUCUGCGCACUUUGCGAUGAAGUGAACAUAACGUCCCUUCGCAUUCAAACACAUCAGCGUCAAGAAACUUACAGUCAAUGCCACGUCUUGCGCUGCCUGGUUCGACGGCAAGUGUUACAUCAACGACACAAGCUACAAAUACAAGGAAGUGCGAAUAACACCACAGGCGACGAGUCUUACACCUACACCUACCAACACUACCUCAUCAUGAUCUGCAUCGGACUGUCGCUAUUCUUCCUCAUCAUGAAGGGCAUCACGUACGCAAUCUUCAGAGCGUCCCGGAACUUCGCGUCGCGUUGCAACCUGUGCUUGUCCGCUACGCUCUUUUUCACUCAACUCGUCUACAUCCUGGCCGGUUAUCUCGACGUUUCCCCCGACGUCUGUGUGGCGUCCUCCGUUAUCCAGCACUUCGGGUUCGUUGCAACUUUCGCCUGGACCACGGUACUAUCGUUCGACAUGUGGAGGAACAUUUCGUCCAUGCGCGUAGCAAGAAGUGACAAGACAUUGAUUUUUUAUGGAACUGUAGCGUGGGGCAUCCCGUUUCUAUUCGUGACCACGUGCUGUGCACUGAACUGGGGUGUCCCAUUCCCGUACUCACCCGCUUAUGGCCAGUACUACUGCUUCUUCGGCAAGUAUCGUCCUUACGUCGCCUUCUUCUUAGUUCCCAUGGGCGCGCUGCUGGCAGUAGACAUGGGACUGUACGCGCACAUCGUCAUAUACGUGAGACAAACCAAGGACUCCCGGAAAGGCAAGGUCUCCAACCACGACCAGCCUUCUGACGUGGCGUUGUUCUUCAAGCUCGCCCUCAUUAUGGGCGCACCCUGGUUUCUAGGACUGCUGAACUUCAUCAACUCCUCUGUAAUCCAAGUCCUUACGAGCAUUCUGAACGGUCUGCAGGGUGUUUAUCUAUUCUUUGGCUUCCAGGACCACAAGUACUACGUAGACGCUUUGAAGUCCAGCUACAAUAAAGAUAAUCGGACGUUGUCGUCGACUGCCUCCAACUGUUCCAAUACCACGGAUGUGCAUAAUGUGAGUGACCUGCCCGCGGCCAGUGACGACGCUAAGAGGCAGAGCGGCGUAAAACUUCGCAAUGGAAAAUAUGUCACGGACACAAUAAUUACAAAGAAAGAACUUGUGCCAUAUUUUUAUGAUACAAAACAGUGUAUUCUUCCCUCAUCCCUCACUUGCUUACAAACAUUGAUUCUAACGUUUUGGUUGUGUGUUAUGCACUACACUUGUGCGUGUUACAUCGGAGAUCUUGGCCAGGACAGAAGUUUCUCCAUCUUGCUGGCUUACAAACACCCGUGAACCAAACCAGCUUUAUGUCACCCCAUCUUUAUCAGUUCCUUCGUGUGCAGGUAAGAGUAAGGGUCACGCGAACUCUUCGACCGUUGUUCGAAAUCAAAACGUUUACUAGAAUGUCGAAAAAUUCCAGAGAAUAGCCAAGCUUGAACAAGAUAAUCCUUUUCACGCACGAGAUUUGAAGCUGCCGUCCGGGUCUAUAAAAUUCCUGCUGCUCUAUUAUUCGCUCAAAAUAUCUACAAAGACCAUAUGAAUGACAAAGGAAGAGCAUAUUGGAAUACAACUAUAGCUCAAGUCUAAAUCAACAACUCGGAGUAAUUGUAUUUCCCUCAAUAGAAAUCAAACCGGUGCUUGGUAACAAGCCAAGCCUGGGCGCACAAGAUUAAAACACGAAAGCAAGCUCCAAUUCCCCAUUCUUGGUCAAUAAAUAUACGCUAAGAAAAG